Brienomyrus brachyistius is the source of this 6352-nucleotide messenger RNA. Its product is annotated as inter-alpha-trypsin inhibitor heavy chain H5-like. The record is from RefSeq and is a predicted model, not a curated record. Lineage: Eukaryota; Metazoa; Chordata; Actinopteri; Osteoglossiformes; Mormyridae. Gene Ontology annotation, molecular function: serine-type endopeptidase inhibitor activity. Gene Ontology annotation, biological process: hyaluronan metabolic process. The transcript has 14 exons. The coding region runs from base 304 to 5256 and encodes 1650 amino acids.
AGGUCGGUGUCGCUAUUAUUUAAUGUAAGCCUAAACUGUAUGUAUGUUUUGCCUACCAUUUUGAAAAUUUGCACCGCAUUCAGUAAGGACGACAAUUAAAGGGCUGUCAGACCAGAAUUAAUACUCUGAACCCGACUGAAGACAUGAGCGCGACAGCUCGCAGCUGAGGGUGGGCGUGCCGCUGGAAGUGCCUUCAUACGCCUAUUUGCAGCUGGUCACUUUGUCCCGCAUCCAGCAUCCAUCUGCAGCUUGGAAACAUGCGCGAUCCCCCUUCUUUACCGCUGCAGACAUAGGGACCCCAAAAUGCGCGCCUUUAUUCUCUUCGUUUGUUUUGGUCCCUUAGUCUGGGGCCAACAACGUGACUCUGGUGAUGGAAAUGACGUUACCUCCCGCAGACGGCUGGAUUUUGCUCCAGGAAAAGAGCCGACGCAGAUGAAAUUGUCUCUGGCUAAGGAAAAAAAGCCCCUGAUUCAGGAGCUGUCGGUGAAGACCACCAUCAUCUCGCGCUACGCUUUCACAGCGGUCUCCUGCACUAUGGUCAAUAUAUACUCCGCCGCAAUUAAGGGCGUCUUCCAGAUUGAAUUCCCUGCGUCCGCCUUCGUCUCUAACUUUACAAGGAUCAUUGCAGGUCGAGUCUAUCCCAGUCAGAUCAAGGAGAAGAAGGCUAAGGGGGGCAAAGAGAGGGACAGCCAGCCGCCGAAAGAGGAACAGAGUGGAGCAGGCCAGGGUGAGGUGGAGACUUUCCAAGCGUCGGCCCUGAUUCCUGGGAAGAACAGAGCAGUAUUCUUGCUCACCUAUGAGGAGCUGCUGGUGAGGAGGCGGGGCCUGUAUGAGCAUGUGACCAGCAUACGCCCCCUGCAGGUGGUCAAUAAGUUGUCAGUCCAGGUCACUAUAGUAGAGCAGUCUAAGAUCACACACCUGGAGGUGUUGCCAUUGCGUAAAAGGACUCCCACCAAUGACCACUCAGCUGGCACCCAAGGUAAAACUGCACCCCCAGCCUCUACGGUCAUCCAGCAGAAUACCAGCUUCUGCAAAAUAUCCUUCAAUCCCAGUAUUAUCCAGCAGCACCAGAUAGCCAGCAGUGGCAUCCUGGGAGAUUUUGUUGUACAGUAUGACGUUGAGAGAGAGCUGCCGAUUGGUGACGUCCAGGUCUUAGACGGACAUUUUGUGCAUUAUUUUGCACCAAAGAAUUUGCCCGUAGUCCCAAAGAAUGUGGUGUUUGUGAUAGACACCAGUGCUUCCAUGGUGGGCACCAAAAUCAGACAGACAAAGGAAGCCCUCUUUACCAUCCUGAGGGACCUUCGGCCCAAUGACCACUUCAACUUCGUGAGCUUCUCCAACCGCAUAAAGGUGUGGAAGCCUGAUCAGCUGGUGCCAGUUACGCCGGACAAUAUCCGAGAUGCCAAGAAGUUUAUCUACCUGGCCUCUCCAAGUGGAGGUACCGACAUCAACCGCGCGCUGGAGACGGGCUCCACGUUGCUGAGCAGCUAUCUCUCCAGCCAGGACCGGAACCGCAACAGCGUAUCGCUGCUCAUCUUCCUCACGGAUGGGAGGCCCACUGUGGGCGAGGUCAAGCCUCCCCGGAUCCUCAGUAAUGCCCGGUCCUCAGUGCGCGGCGGAUUCUGCGUCUUCACCAUCGGCCUGGGUGAUGACGUCGAUUACCGGCUGCUGGAGCGCCUCUCGCUGGAAAACUGCGGCACCAUGCGGCGUAUCCCUGAGCAGGCGGACGCCAGCGGCAUGCUGAAGGGAUUUUACGACGAGAUCGGCACACCGCUCCUGUCGGAUGUGCGUGUCGCGUACGACGAGGACGCCGUGGAGUACGUUACCCAACAGACCUUCAGCAACUACUUCAAUGGCUCCGAGAUCGUCAUCGCCGGCAAGCUGACCAAUCAGAGCGCCGAGUCUCUGCAUGUGCAGGUCCUGGCGAAUAGCAGUGAAGGGGGCGUGGUGCUGGAGACAGACGUGCCGCUGCAGGAGCGCGAGAGGAAACUGCAGCAGCAUAUAGUGGAGGCGGGUCUCGACUCGAAGGCAGAGAACUAUGCAGAGCGGGCAUUUGGCUUCCUCAGUGUUAAGGAGAGCCUGAAGUCACGCCUGCUCAGUCAGACAAGUCAGGACAGGGUGGAGGCCACCAAGAAAGCCACAAACCUGUCACUGGCCUACAACUUCCUGACCCCGCUGACGAGUAUCACCUCAGAGACACCCAACACCCUGGUCCAGGAGGUCAUACCUGACAGCGCCAUCGAACUGUCAGCACAUACCAGUGAGGAAAUUACCCAGAGUACUCAGGGGGGCGCUGAGCUGUCAGCCUUGAAGAAACCUGAGGAGGAGCUGGUCAAAAUUUCCAAGACUUCAGCGGACGGUGACCCCCACUUUAUGGUGGACUUUCCUCUCAACAAGCUGACCAUGUGUUUCAACAUCAAUGGAGAGCCAGGGCAGGUGCUUCGACUGGUGUCUGACUCCAAACACUCUGGAGUAACCGUCAAUGGAAAACUGAUUGGGGCUCCAGCACCAACUGGGGCCCACAAAAAGAAGCGAACCUACUUCAGCACCAUUACUGUGAUGGUGGACCGACCCAGAAGGUCCUAUGUGGAAGUCACACCAUACCAAGUUAUCGUCGAUGGCACAGACCACUUUAUACUGCCUGUCAAUACCACUGUCUCCGUGGAGAAGGAUGAACUGGUAGUGGCUAUCGUAGAACAGUCAAACGUCACCAUCACCGUGCAGGGGAACAUCGGGUUCCUCGUCGUCAUUCAUCAGUUCCGGAACCCAGCACCGUUUCAGCGUGACCACUUAGGUUUCUACAUGACAAACAGCAAAGGAUUGUCAGAGAAUUCCCAUGGGCUACUGGGCCAGUUUCUGUAUCAGGAAGUGGGCCUUGUGCAGAUGCCCAUGGCUACUACAGCACCCAUGCAGCCGGAUGCUUUCAGCAGAAAACGUGAGGUCCCAGAAAAGAUGACAGCAAACGAUACUCAGCCAGACAUCCCGACCAAGAUGCCUCCAGAAUUAACGAAGACCACGCAGCUGACAGAUACUGCGGAGCUGAAAACCCAGAUCCAAACCACACACCCAACACUGGACUCACAAUCCAAGGUGCUAACAAGUAAAAAUUCAUCUGAAGAGAACAUGUUGACAAAGACCUUGCCCUCUCAGCAUCCACUCAAAAUGGAACACCUAGAAUUUCUGGAAAAGACAUCAAAGCUUGAUACAAAGAUCUUGCAGGACAAGACCCCAGCCAAAACUGCACAGUUAGAGGUCCUUACAAAUAGUGUGCGUUAUAGACGCUCCACAGGGUACAUGUCAUCUAUGGUUGCAAUAGAACCCAUACAGCUAAAAGUCUCUACAAACACCACACAAAGUAAGGGCCCUCCAAACACAAACACCACACAAAGUAAGGGCCCUCCAAACACAAACACCACACAAAGUAAGGGCCCUCCAAACACAAACACCACACAAAGUAAGGGCCCUCCAAACACAAACACCACACAAAGUAAGGGCCCUCCAAACACAAACACCACACAAAGUAAAGGCCCUCCAAACACAGUCACCACACAAAGUAAGGGCCCUCCAAACACAGUCACCACACAAAGUAAGGGCCCUCCAAACACAGUCACCAUGCAAAGUAAGGGCCCUCCAAACACGAUGACCACACAAAGUAAGGGCCCUCCAAACACAAACACCACACAAAGUAAGGGCUCUCCAAACACAAACACCACACAAAGUAAGGGCCCUCCAAGCACAAACACCACACAAAGUAAGUCCCCUCUUAACACAAACACCACACAAAGUAAGGGCCCUCCAAACACAAACACCACACAAAGUAAGGGCCCUCCAAACACAGUCACCACACAAAGUAAGGGCCCUCCAACCACAAACACCACACAAAGUAACAGCCCUCCAAGCACAAACACCACACAAAGUAAGUCCCCUCUUAACACAAACACCACACAAAGUAACGGCCCUCCAAGCACAAACACCACACAAAGUAAGUCCCCUCUUAACACAAACACCACACAAAGUAAGGGCCCUCCAAACAUAAACACAACACAAAGUAAUGGCCCUCCAAACACAAACACCACACAAAGUAAGGGCCCUUCAAACACAAACACCACACAAAGUAAGGGCCCUCCAAACACAAACACCACACAAAGUAAGGGCCCUCCAAACACAGUCACCACAAAAAGUAAGGGCCCUCCAAACACCACACAAAGUAAGGGUCCUCCAACCAGAAACACCACACAAAGUAAUGGCCCUCCAAACACAAACACCACACAAAGUAAGGGCCCUCCAACCAGAAACACCACACAAAGUAAGGGCGCUCCAAACACAGUCACCACAAAAAGUAAGGGCCCUCCAAACACCACACAAAGUAAUGGCCCUCCAAACACAAACAUCACACAAAGUAAGGGCCCUCCAAACACAGUCACCACAAAAAGUAAGGGCCCUCCAAACACCACACAAAGUAAGGGCCCUCCAAACACAGUCACCACAAAAAGUAAGGGCCCUCCAAACACCACACAAAGUAAUGGCCCUCCAAACACAAACACCACACAAAGUAAGAACCCUCCAAACACCAUACAAAGUAAGGGCCCUCCAAACACCACACAAAGUAAGGGCCCUCCAACCAGAAACACCACACAAAGUAAGGGCCCUCCAAACACAGUCACCACACAAAGUAAAGGCCCUCCAAACACAAACACCACACAAAGUAAGGGCCCUCCAAACACCACACAAAGUAAGGGCCCUCCAAACACAGUCACCACACAAAGUAAGGGCCCUCCAAACACAAACACCACACAAAGUAAGGGCCCUCCAAACACCACACAAAGUAAGGGCCCUCCAAACACAAACACCACACAAAGUAAGGGCCCUCCAAACACAAACACCACACAAAGUAAGGGCCCUCCAAACACAAACACCACACAAUGUAAGGGUCCUCCAAACACCAUGACCACACAAAGUAAAGACCUUAGCAACAAGACAGACUCCAUAAGCAGAUUUUCCUCGGCUCUCUCUAGAAAUGCUACAUUGUCCCCUGAUGAAUACAUUCUCUCGUCAGAUGGUACCUUCACUGCCCUGCACAUCAAAGGCCACAUACUUGCCGUGACUAAGAAAACCAGGAGGAUUUACAGCAGCAUGCAGAUUGUUGACUGCUGGUUCAUUAAGAACAGCGCCACCAAACUGAUUGAUGGCCAGUAUGGGGACUAUGUGGUGUCAGACCUCUAUGACACGAGUCCUGGUCCCCAUGGAAACAACUGACAUGGACGUUCCUACUCCACAAUUCACACAUACCAUGCAUUUCCUCAUUCUCACACCAGCUGCACCUACAUUUUUCAGAAACCAUAUGUCAAAUGUGGUCUUUUAUGAGAUAUGAUUUUAAAGCCAUAGAACCUUGUUUUACCAGGUUUAGAUAAUACAGUAAUUGUUCAGAAGUGUUUUAUUUAUGAAAACCUUGCACAAGUGUGUAUAUGUACAAAAGAUUAUGCAGAGAUUAUGCAAUAAUUUAUGGGUCUGUCACCCUCUAUUCUGACUGAAUUUCAGCAUACAUUCAGGAGAUCAACACCAGUGUGGCAUCUACAAUUUCAUACAUUUUGUACUGAAUACAAACAUCCGAGUUGUGAUUUAUAUUUAUCUUUUGCGUUGGUAGUUCAGCUGUGGCAGAAUUUAUAGUCUGUAGAUGUUCAUUUGCAGGUCUGAAUAAUAAUUACUACACAAACUGACAAUCGUUUAAAAAUAUAUGUAACUCAUUUAAGUGGACAUGUCGUAGUCUAAGUGCACUUCUGAGGGAACUUCUGCUGGGACAGGCUGGGUGAUGGCAGAACUGCCAGAUUUUCUGAGGCAUGUCCUUGUAGUCAAAAUGUCUUUUGUCUAUAAUAAUGUUAAUGGCAAUAUUCUGUGCGAUUUCAGUAUCAGCUCACUGUACUCUGGGAAAGGAGUUCUUAUGAAUCCUUACAUCAUUUUAAAAGGUUUACAAUAGUAUUGCACUUCUUCAUAUAUCUCUGGUUGCUUAUGAUUAAAGACAUCUUGUUCAGGAUUUUACACCAUCCAACAAGAGAAGAGCAUGUCUGUAUUACGUAUUUACUGCAGCUGUAGUUACUGAAAGCUGCAAUGUAUUAUAAUCUGUGAAGGGCAUGACACUUUAUUUACACUAAAGUAGUUCAAUGUUUAUAAGUACAACUGUCCCACGUGAUCCACAAAUGCUAUGAGUCAAGGCUAAAUGCAGACCUACAGUUCAGCGCACAAACUAAACAAAAUCAAACAUUUCACAGAAAGCUGAUGUUUUAGUAACAGUUCAGUUAUUGAAUGAUAUGGACGACACAGACCUUUAAUAAACUCUAAGAAUGUACUGAAAUAA